Messenger RNA from Spirodela intermedia, 2725 nucleotides. Lineage: Eukaryota; Viridiplantae; Streptophyta; Magnoliopsida; Alismatales; Araceae. The record is from the annotation of a GenBank genome assembly.
AUGGGGUUGCCUCAGGCUUCCGCAGAGCUCGCAGAUGAGCCGGCCCCGCCGCCGACCGCCUCUUCUCCGACUCCCGCUCGGGCAGGUGGCGUCGGCGGCGCCGACACAGGCUAUAAGGUCUGCGGGUGUUUAUCUCGCGCCUCCGUCGCAGAUUGCUGGAGAAAAACCGUCAAGGAGUUCCCAAGAUCUCCGGGGAGCUUCCCCAAAGGGGAAAGCGGCGCCGCCGGUCCCGUUAGCCUCGACUCAUUGAAGAUCAACUCGACGGAUCAAAAUGGCGGCAGAGUCAAACAAGGUUUUCAUGUUCCGCUCUUGAGGGCGGUGGGAAUCGAGUCAGCGGGGUUGACCCAAUUGGCAAACGCAUUCCAGGGAGAUUCGUCGGCCUCAGCUCACAGUCGGCAGCUGAGGAAGCGGCUGCUGUCCCCAGUAAAGGAGGCGGUCGAUCGGGGUAGCUUCGGCGGCGAGUCGUUGGACCUCUCAGGCGGCCGCAGCGGCGGCGCAGGGCGAGUCGAUCUCAGCGCCUUGGUCGGAGAAGUCAACCUGUUCGCGUCACAGGACUGUAAGAAGGCGAAUUUCGGCGGCGGCGGCUGUCGGUCGCCUCUGAGGCUGGCCUUGUACAGGUGCUCGAAGCUGAGCCUUGGCCUCCACAAUGGUGACGAUUCGAGGCCCUCCUGUGCUCACACAGAUUGGGGAGAUGGUGGAGGAAUUGGGGGCUCCCCGGGAGAACCGAGCUGGUCUCCUCUCUCCUUGUCUCCUCUCGGACCAUCUCGGCCAGAGAGGGUGGAGACAUGUGGGUGCCUCCAUGGGUUCGCUGAAGAUGUGCGAGGAUCAGUCGGCGAUGGCGUCUCCGAGCUCUUAUCUGCACCAGAAGGUGAUGAACUCGGGGUGAGAGGUAGACCCUUGGAAGAGGGCUUUGACCCGUUGGCCUUGCGGGUUCGUUCCCAAAGAACCAGGAGCUGCGGGCUGGAGCCUGUUAGGUUUAUCAGAACUCCCGGUGGGCUCCCCGUUAGAAGGUCUUUGGUUGGUUCCUUCGAAGAGUCCCUGCUAUCUGGUUGUUUCUCCUCCGGCAAUGACAGUCAGGUCUGUCUUCUGCAUCUCCUUCCUUCAAGGAUCAUCCCUCUCUCUCUCUCUCUCUCUCUCUCUCUCUCUCUCUCUCUCUCUAAGAAUAUGUAUAUAUAUCUGAGUUCUAUGGGUUUUUUGCAGAGAUUGGAUGGCUUUCUAGCCAUUCUGAAUGUUACUGGGGGGAGUUUCUCGCCCCCCUCAAGGAAGCUUCCUUUCUCUGUAACCAGUGUCGAUGGAGAUAGCUCAUUGCUCUACUAUGCAUCAAUCGAUCUCGCGGGGAAUCUGCCACAGGGCAGGAGCAAGGCCGGCUCCAAGACAAGGAGGACCUCGGGAAAUGAGGGUUCCCGUGCAUCAGGGAGUCGGCUCCGGAUACCUGUGAAGGGAUGCAUUCAGCUGGUACGAUCUCUCUCUUGCCCUCUUGAGCUGAUCGCCGAUUAAAGUCGCCUCAUAGUCCGGCAGCUUCUCGGGGAGAUAAAGUUUGAAUUGUGGUUGAAAUAUGUGGGCUGAAUCAACUCGUUGCAAACUGGUUUGGUUACGUGUUGAUAGGUACAUAACUGUUCCUCUUACAGGUUAUCAGCAACCCAGAAGGAACUCCUCUUCACACUUUAUUCUGCAACUAUGAUCUUGGUGACAUGCCCGUGGGAACCAAGGUACAUGCUAUUCUUGGCGGUAAUGGUUUCUGCUAUGGGAAUUGACUUUCUGGGCAGAUCCUUAGAUCAGAUGUCAUUCUGUUCAUAAUAUUGCCUUUUCCUCUGUCUUUCGGUUUUGGAGCAGACAUUUAUGAGGCAAAAGAUCACCAUAGAUUCCUCCAGAGCUCCAGCUGACCCGGGGAAGCACGGGAUUAAGAACUGUAAUCUGGAGAAUGAUCACUUUAGAUCUACUGAUCUAAAGUCGAGCACCGGAGAGCAAGAAGAAAGCCCUCUAAAAGGUGGUUGUGAUUGUACUGAUGAUUCCCGAGAAUGCCAUCUGGUCAGUCCACUGGACGGGUUCCUUGCAAUUGCCAAUGAUUCUGUGGGGAGUUCUUUGAAGGUCGAUAAGGGCAUUGCUUGUUCUAGUGCGAUCCGUUAUGCGCUUCACCUGCGCUUCCUCUGCCCUUUUUCUAGGAAGUGUUCUAAGUCGAGCCAGAGGUGCAAAUCUAAUCCCCUUUCAGCGCCUCGUGGAAAUCUUACGGGCACUCAGGAGGAAAGACGAUUCUACCUCUACAAUGAUCUCAGGGUCGUGUUUCCCCAGCGCCAUUCAGAUUCAGACGAGGGCAAGGUAUGGAAUCAGUUCUUCCUGCGUACGACCGCAUUAUAUUCUUCCUCCAAGAAUCAAUGAAGUCCAACCAAUGAAUUCAUGAGAUAUUAUACUGAGAAACGGCCUGGGAGGACGAACCGGCUCGAUUUUCCCCCAUUUUUCUCUCCUGCGAUCUUCGAUUUCUCCCUCAUCUUUAUUAUCCUCGUUUUCUCUGCAUGAGUUGGGAGGAAGUACAGCUCAGGAUCGUUCCUGCGAUCCUCUACAGUAGAUUCGAUAGUCAUUUCCGCUUGGAAUCAUCCCGCCCGUGCAGAUACGGUGUUGGAAUCCUUCCAGAUGCCUCUCUAAACGAAUGCCUCCUGGUUUUGAACUGCAGCUGCGAGUGGAGCACCACUUCCCUUCGGAUCCCAGGUACUUCGACAUCAGCAACUGA